AUGAUGGCACAGCCUGUGCCUCAUCAACCGAUAGAUCGGAAGCGAGUUAAGGUCUACGAACUCCGAAAUAACGACUGGUUCGAUCGCGGCACGGGCUUCUGCUCGGCUGCCUAUUUCGACGAUGGCGACGAGAAAGAACCGCGGGUGAUCGUUGAGUCCGAGGACGAGCCUGAGAGCGACAUUACUGACCCUGUCGCGCUACAAAUAGACACGCUUAUCGUCUGGACGGAACCGAGGAGCGGGCUUGAUAUGGCCUUGAGCUUCCAGGAGGCAGAGGGAUGCUUGCUCAUAUGGAAUUUCAUCAGCGAAAUACAGCAGACGAUGGGGGCCGCCAUGCCGGACGACAGCCUUUCGGACGACCUUGCCAUGGACAUGCCUCCGGCCAUCACGCUUCCUCCGGCGGACCUGAACAGCCUCCAGGAGCUGGAAAACAACAUGCGAAUUAUGAGCGCAACGGCUGGCGGACGCGAUGCUUUGACCAGAUGCAUCAUGUCCGAGGACUACAUUCGGAAGCUGAUUCCACUUGUCGAGAUGGCUGAGGACCUGGAGAGCCUGCCUGACCUGCACCACCUUUGCAACAUUGUGAAGAUCAUCCUUCUGCUGAACGAUACCAGCAUCAUCGAGCACGCCGUGUCAGACGAGUGCGUUCUAGGCGUUGUCGGCGCCCUGGAGUACGACCCCGACUUUCCGAGUCACAAGGCCAACCACCGGCAGUGGCUGAACAACCAGGGCCGCUACAAGGAGGUCGUGCGUAUCCAGGACGAGGUGAUCCGGAAGAAGAUCCACCAGACAUACCGGCUGCAGUAUCUCAAGGAUGUCGUUCUCGCACGCAUCCUCGACGACCCGACCUUUUCCGUGCUCAACUCACUCAUCUUCUUCAACCAGGUCGACAUUGUGCAGCACUUGCAGAGCAAUGGCGGCUUUCUCGGGGACCUCUUUGGCAUCUUCACAGAUCCGACAGAGGCCGUGCUGCGGAAGAAGCAGGCCGUGCUGUUCAUUCAGCAGUGCUGUUCCAUCGCCAAGAACCUGCAGCCGCCGGCCCGCAUGACGCUGUACAACAACUUCCUCUCGCACGGCCUUCUGCAUGUCAUAAACUUUGGCCUGCGAAACCCGGACGUGUCUGUUCGCGUCGGUGCUACCGACAUCCUCGUGUCGAUGAUCGACCACGACCCGCAAAUGAUCCGGCAGACGAUCUACCGGCAGAUGCACGAGCAGCAGGCGCAGCUGACCGACACGCUGAUUGACCUGCUGCUGGUCGAGGUGGAUCUCGGCAUCAAGUCGCAGAUCUCGGACGCGCUCAAGGUCUUGCUCGACCCCGUCUUGCCGAACAACCUGCCGUCGGCAGAGGCCAUGGGCGCCAAGAAUGCCAAUGGCGACGUGCAGCAGCGGAUGCGGCAGCAGCACAUGCUGCAGUCUGACCCGGUGCAGGACCGGUUCCUCGACCACUUUUACGAGCGCUCUGCCGCGAGGCUGUUCAAGCCGUUGAUCGAUCUGGAGAACAAGCGGGAGCUGAGCUUCUCGGUGCUCGACGAUGGCAUCUUCAGCUACCUGAACGACAUUCUCUGCUUCUUCAUCCGGCAGCACCACCAUCGGUUCGCCGUUCGCUUCUUCCGCCAGCUUGUCGCCAUGCGGGACGAGUUUUACAACCAGCACAUCAUGCACCAGCGACUGAUAGACCCGAUUUUAGACCUCGUGUCGCGGACGCUACCGAGAGACAACCUGAUCUGUUCGGCGGGUCUCGAGUUCUUUGAUUUCUUCACAAAAGAAGACCUUGGCGAGCUGACUAAGCACCUUGUGGAGGUCUACCGAGAGAAGCUGCAUGCGCUGAGCUACAUGCAGACGUUCAGCGACCUACUCGCUGGGAAAUACCCGCCAAACCAGGCGGCCAUCACGCAUGUCAACAACCCCGAUCAACCUCUGAUCACAGAUCAAGAAGAUGCGGCACAGUCGGCAAACGGGACAGGGCGGGCACUGAUGGAGUCCAUUGCUAUGGACCCGGACGAAGAGUAUUGGAACACAGACGACGAAGAGGAGCUAGAGCAGACUGCCAUGGCAGCAGCAGCGGCAGGCAAUGCUACUGGGCGGCCACUUACGGACUCGCCUAGUCUGAAACAGUUGGUCGAUUACGCAUCGGACGAAGAGGGUGAAGAUGACGAGGAUGACGAGGCAGAACAAGCGGAGGGUGGCAGCAAAGGAAAAGCGGAAGGCGAGGCGGUGGGGGAUCCAGACAAGGAGAACAGCCCAUCGCCGUCGAGUGGAUCUUUAGAGGCAGCGGUACGGCCGGCGUCUUCUUCGCCUGUCAGUGUGAGCAGCCGGCCACCGGAACGCAUAUCGGAGAAGCGACGGCGCGAGGAGGACGAGGAGGACGAGCUGGGGAAGCUGAUGCUGCAGAACAAGCGGCGCAACAGCGUGUCGGCGAGCACCAACGGGAUGGCGGCGCUGCUGCCGCGAAAGAGGAGCGUGUCUGCGGGUCGCGAUGUUGUGAACGGCAGCGGCAACGGCAACGGAGCGGCGACCGGACUGGAGCUGGGCAAGAAGAUUUCGAUAAACAUCACGUCGUCGGCGCUGAAGACGGCGACGACAGCAGAGGAUGAUGACAUGGCCUGA
Grosmannia clavigera kw1407 is the source of this 2607-nucleotide messenger RNA. RefSeq names its product duf625 domain containing protein. NCBI's taxonomy places the organism in Eukaryota, Fungi, Ascomycota, Sordariomycetes, Ophiostomatales, Ophiostomataceae. Gene Ontology annotation, cellular component: nucleoplasm; protein phosphatase 4 complex. The transcript is spliced from 5 exons. Gene Ontology annotation, biological process: DNA damage response; protein dephosphorylation. Gene Ontology annotation, molecular function: protein phosphatase activator activity. The record is from RefSeq and is a predicted model, not a curated record. Bases 1 to 2607 code for a protein of 868 amino acids.